Dipodomys spectabilis (banner-tailed kangaroo rat) is the source of this 1218-nucleotide messenger RNA. RefSeq names its product deoxyribose-phosphate aldolase (gene Dera). The coding region runs from base 22 to 1032 and encodes 336 amino acids. Gene Ontology annotation, cellular component: cytoplasm. Gene Ontology annotation, biological process: carbohydrate catabolic process; deoxyribonucleotide catabolic process. Gene Ontology annotation, molecular function: deoxyribose-phosphate aldolase activity. The record is from RefSeq and is a predicted model, not a curated record. NCBI's taxonomy places the organism in Eukaryota, Metazoa, Chordata, Mammalia, Rodentia, Heteromyidae. The transcript has 9 exons.
CGGAAGCGGCGUUGCGGCGCGAUGGCGGCGAGCGGCCCCGGCGUGGUGCUGUUGGACAGGAGCCCGGCCCCCGCGAAGCCGCCGCCCAGCCGCCCCGCGCUGGAGCUCGGCUGGAUGGGCAGCGUGCGCGUGAACCAGCCGGCCGUGCUCCGCCGGGCCGGGCAGGUCCAGGCCCGCAGGACGGUGAAGCAGGAGUGGCAGGCCGCGUGGCUCCUGAAGGCCGUGACCCUGAUGGACCUCACCACGCUGUCCGGGGAUGACACCGCCGCCAGCGUCCGCAGGCUGUGCUACAAAGCCAAGUACCCCAUCCGCCAGGACCUGCUGAGCGCCCUGGACAUGCACGACAAAGGCGUGUCCGCGGCUGCCGUGUGUGUGUUCCCGGCCCGGGUGCGCGACGCGCUGCAGGCCCUGAGGGCGGCUGGCUGCGGGGUUCCCGUGGCGUCCGUGGCCACGGGCUUCCCCGCGGGACAGACACCUCUGCGCACGCGUCUGGAGGAGGUCCGGCUGGCGGUGGAGGACGGGGCCGCGGAGGUGGACGUGGUCAUCAACCGGACCCUGGUGCUGGAGGGCCGCUGGGAAGCCCUGUACGAGGAGAUCCGUGCAUUCCGCCAGGCCUGCGGGGAGAAGGUGCACCUCAAGACCAUCCUAGCCACUGGGGAGCUGGGCUCACUCACCAACGUCUACAAGGCCAGCAUGGUGGCCAUGAUGGCAGGGUCUGAUUUUAUUAAAACGUCCACGGGAAAGGAGACGGUCAACGCCACCUUCCCCGUGGCCAUCGUGAUGCUUCGAGCCAUCCGAGACUUCUUCUGGAGAACGGGAAGGAAGGUGGGGUUCAAGCCCGCGGGCGGCAUCCGCAGUGCGCGGGACGCCCUGGCCUGGCUGUCGCUGGUGAAGGAGGAGCUGGGGGACGCCUGGCUGCAGCCCGGCCUCCUGCGCAUCGGGGCCAGUGGCCUCCUCCUGGACAUCGAGAGGCAGAUUUACCAUCACGUGACUGGACGGUAUGCUGCCUACCACGACCUGCCCAUGUCCUGACCGGGCCGGUGCCCCCAGGGCCCUUCCAGACCUUCUAGAAGUCACCCCGCACACCACGGCUGAGAGGGCCAGAAGUAGGGGACCAACCUCGUGGCUCCGCCUGUCAUCCCGGCUACUCUGGAGGCUGAGAUGUGAGGAUCGCGGUUCAAAGCCAGCCUGAGCAGGAAAGUCUGUGAGACUCUGAUC